GCGGCGUCGCCAUGGGAUGUAACAUGUGUGUGGUGGAGAAACCCGAAGAACAAUAUAGGGUCAUGCUGCAGGUGAAUGGUCGGGAGUUGUCCCGGCUCUCACAGGAGCAGACCCUGGAAGCCCUGCGGUGCUCUAAGGAGCCUCUGGUCAUCCAGGUGCUGAGGCGCAGUCCCCGCAGCCGGGGUGGGGGCGGUGAAGGUCCCGCCCCCCAAGGGGACCCCACAACACUGGUGGACAGCGGAACUCAGACGGACAUCACCUUUGAACACCUGUUGGGGCUAGGCAGGAUGCGGCCACCAAGCCCGCCGGCUGUCACCCUGGAACCCUAUGGGCUGCCUGAACUUCCCUCAAUUGGGCAUGAAUAUUACGACCCUGUGGAAUUCAUGGAAGGAGGCGCCCCAGAGGCUGAGCGAGCAGAGGAGCUGGAGUAUGAGGAGGUGGAGUUGUACAAAUCCAGUCACCGGGACAAGCUGGGCCUGAUGGUUUGUUACCGAACUGAUGACGAGGACGAUGUAGGCAUCUACGUUGGAGAGGUCAACCCUAACAGCAUUGCUGCCAAGGAUGGACGCAUCCGGGAAGGAGAUCGCAUCAUCCAGAUUAAUGGCAUGGAGGUACAAAAUCGAGAGGAGGCUGUAGCGAUUCUCACCCAGGAGGAGCGGACAAAUAUUUCUCUGCUGCUGGCUAGGCCUGAGACUGAGCUUUCCAAGCGUUGGAAAGACAGCGACCGCGAGGAUUUCCUGGAUGACUUUGGUUCUGACCACGAAGCUGGAACAAAACCCCGGCGGCUCCUUUCUCCCCCAGCCCAGCCGAAUGAACCUCUGCAAGAAAAGCCUCCUGGGGAUCCCGCCACCCCCCUGACCAACAGCCAGGAGCUGGACAGUGGUGUUGGCCGCACAGAUGAAAGCACCCGCAACGAGGAGAGCUCUGAACAUGACCUCUUAGGAGACGAAGCGCCCAGUGCUGCCAACACCCCAGGGAGCCUGCGCAAGUUUGGGCCCAGCCUACAGCCCCGGGACUUCCACUACAGCAUGGACUCGCUGCUGGCAGGGGAGCCGCCUAGCGCUGUGGGCACAGACAUGAUGCCGGGCCUCACCGACGAAGAGUACGAACGCUACCGCGAGUUGCUGGAGCUGAAGUGCCACCUGGAGAACGGCAACGACCCAGGCCUGGUGAGCGCUGCGCUGGACGUCAACCGCAACGAGGUGGCCCUACUGGAGGAGGAGCUUCGCCACCUGGAAUUCAAGUGCCGCAACAUCCUGCGAGCGCAGAAGAUGCAACAGCUACGUGAACGCUGCAUGAAAGCCUGGCUGCUCGAGGAGGAGGGGCUGUACACCCUGGAAGGGGAGCCCAAGAAGCACGAGUUGUCGGACAUCACUGAGCUGCCAGAACGCUCGGAUAAAGACAGUACCAGUGCCUACAACACUGGGGAGAGCUGCCGGAGCACCCCCUUGCUGGAGAGCCCCUUGCGCCGCUUGGCCGACCCCCCCAACCUCAACCGGACUGCCCCCCCUUCCCCGCCACAGCCCAAAUUCCGGCGGGAAGAGCGGGUGCGGCGUAGUGCCAAGGCAGCUGGGGAAGGCAGCCCGUAUCUGAGCCGGCGUCAGCAGCAGCGGGAAGAGACGCCGGCUCCCAUUAGCCCUAUGAGCCUAGCCAGCAUAUGCAAAGACUCUCUUGGGGGCAAAGGAGAGCCCCGCAUGGAGUGGAAAGUGAAGGUCCGCAGCGACGGCACACGCUACGUGGCCAAGAGGCCAGUGAGGGACCGGCUGCUCAAAGCCAGGGCCAUGAAGAUCCGCGAGGAACGCAGCGGCAUGACCACAGACGACGACGCCGUCAGCGAGAUGAAGAUGGGGCGCUACUGGAGCAAGGAGGAGCGGAAGCAGCACUUGAUCCGUGCCCGCGAGCAACGGAAGCGCCGCGAGUUUAUGAUGCAGAGCCGGCUGGAGUGUUUGAGGGAACGGGAAGGCAGCGAGGCACGGGGGGUGUCUGGUGAGGUCAACAUCUUGGCCCUAAGUCACCGCAAAACCAUGAAGAAACGGAGUCGGCGGAUCCUGGACAACUGGAUCACCAUCCAAGAGAUGCUGGCGCACGGCACCCGCUCAGCAGAUGGACGCAGGGUUUACAACCCACUGCUGUCUGUCACCACUGUUUGAGUGCAUAGGAAGGAACAACAGAGGGAGUUGCAGUUUUCUUUUCCCCUCCAGGUGUGCUGGAGGAAGAAAAAUAGAUAGGCCCAUCGCCUCCUCUGUUGCCAGGAAGACUUCUCUUUGAACACACACCAGGGAACCUUUUUCAUACUGCGAUCUGAGCUCCGUGGGGCUCAGAAAGGCCCUCCUCUCUGAACCAAAUUUAGAGUGGGACAGUCAAUCCAGCGUCCUUUCCUGCCUUAAAAACCAGGGGGCAAGAUGGGCCGCUCCCAAACCUGCAACCAUCAGGAGUUUGCUGUGCAGUAAAGUCUAUUUUCCUGUAUUGAAGGGGAUUGUGCAGGGCAGCUCUGCCACCCAUUGCUUACAGAAAAGCUUUUGCUAGCUUAGCUCUUGCCAGUCACACUCUGAAGCACAAGGAAUUGGCGGUGGCCUACAUGCAACGUGCAGAGCACAAGGGAAGCGAGGAGGCUCACCCCCUACAGGUCAACAAGACCCAUGAAGGUCUCCUCCACCCCACCCCGAGUUGGGAUGUUGUGACAUCUUUCUGUCCUCUUUUUCUUUCUCUCUCUUUUCUCUUUUGUGGUCGUGGCUCUAAAUUUCUUUUUCAUUUCUCUAUUUAAACCAGGAGGUCUGGGCCCUGGCGGCUCAUCCUGCAAGCAACCCACAGUCCCCUUCCUGCAUUUUCUACCAUCUGAUUGCCCCAUGCUGCCCCAAGGAAAGGGGCACUGGCUUAGCAUAGGAAGGCUGUGGAGCAGAUAGCUUGUGGUAAACUCUGUACCUGAGGCUGAACUUGCAUUGUUACAAUAAAAACAAAAAUGUCCUUUUUACUCAUUGCAA
Elgaria multicarinata webbii is the source of this 2981-nucleotide messenger RNA. It is a transcript of the gene PDZD4, whose product is annotated as PDZ domain containing 4. The record is from RefSeq and is a predicted model, not a curated record. The transcript has 8 exons. The coding region runs from base 12 to 2150 and encodes 712 amino acids. Lineage: Eukaryota; Metazoa; Chordata; Lepidosauria; Squamata; Anguidae. Gene Ontology annotation, molecular function: protein binding.